AUGGCCACCGCCGGCGCCGAGGGCCCCGAAGGUGGAGAGGCACGUGGUGGGCGCCGGCACCGUACCAGCGACAGCGUGGCGUCGAUGACAUCGGCGAGCACCAUGCGGUCGGGCGCGGGCACGAGCUCCACCGACACGAUGCAGAUGGUCCGGCUGCGCUCCGCGAAGUCGAGAGUGUCCGCCGAGUCCGCCGGGGAGCGGAUCCCAGAGACGGAGGCCAUCAUUGGCGAAGCAUCAGGCUUCAGUCCGACGCUCAGGACGGAAAAUACCUUGGACAGCCUUCCCGCGCUCAGCACGAGCGUGACGCCGAAGAGGCUGACGAACGACGAGGUGAUCGGCAACAACACCGCCAGCGCGCUGAAGGCGAGGCACUUGCAGCGGAGCAAGUCGAUCUUCGUGGGGAGCUACGACUGCGCGACCCCAGACGACCAUCUCCUCUUCUCGAGGGCCAUCGGCCUGCAGGAUGACGCCACAUCACCCACGUCCAUGAACGGCAGGGGAAGCCUGCUAUCCUCGGACUCCUCGCGGAACACGCCGACCAAGCAGAGGCAGUCCGACCUGUGCCGGCCCCAGGGCGCGCUGGGCCCCAGGCCGCGGAGGCGGAGCGACGAGAACCUCCAGCUGCGUCCCAGCCGCCUGUCUGUCAGCAGCCUCUCGUCCGACGGUUCGGUCGGCAGGCUGAACAACCCGGACAAUUGGGGCUCCACUAAUUCUCAAGACGUUGACUCGUGCACCGUCGCUGGCUUCUUCCGGCCACUCACGUCCUCGAGGGCCAUCAAGAAGCAGCACCUCGACUUCGGGCGGAUCGCGAGCCAGAUCUUCACGCUGACGAGGGACGGCGCCGCCGGGCUCGACGCCGCCGCCGUGGAGCAGCGGACCAGGUGGAACUGCAGCCACCGCUGCGCGUGCUGCAGGCGUUGUCCGGGGCGCGCGCGCUGCGGGUCUUGGUGGAAUCGCUUGCAGAUGGUCUGCAGGAAGCUCGGAGGCAGCGGGUUGUUCACAGCGUUUUUCUUGGCACUGACGAUCUAUGUGUUGUUCGGCCCAGACAUUCUGGAUCUCGUCCGCCAGAAGUACCUCGACUACCCGUUCCUAGUGAUAAACACUGUGGUGUUCGCCCUCUUCUCGUUCGAGCUCAUCGUGCUCAUCGUGGGGAACAGCAGCUAUGGGACGUCGGCCUUCGUCGUCCUCGACAUCGUCUGCCUGGCCAGCCUGGUGACGGACACCCUGCUGGUAAAUGGAUACGACCUCGGAGUCCUGCUGAGCGAGGACAACGCGCGCCUUUCGCGCGUGGCCCGGUCCUCCAGGACAGUCCGCUUGGUCCGGCUGGUGCGGCUGGCAAGGGUCGCCCGCAUGUUGCCGAAGCUUCUCACAUUCCUGAGGACGCAGAACCACCAGCUCGGCCAGCAGGUGCUGUUGCGGAGGCUGUGGCGGGGCUUCUUCGUGCUGGACGGCGACAAGGACGGGUUCAUCUCCGAGUUCGACCUGAAGGUGUUCUACCUGAUCGUCCUGCGGGAGUGCCCGGACAUGUGCCGGCACACGGCGGCCCAGCUGCUGAGCUUCGACAAGGCGUACAUCGAGAGGAGCGUCUCCUCGGACCCCGACGCGCAGGAGGACGGCACCGAGGGCGCGCUGGACUUCCAGAAGUUCAGUCAGAUCAUGCUGAACACGCGCCUGGGCAAGGAUCUCGUGAACCACCACAUCGAGGACCUGGAAAUGGGGGAGGGCGUGUGGUCAUUGACGCAGAAGCUGAGUGACAAGACCGCCAUGAAGGUCUGCGCCUGCGUGCUCUGCCUCCUGAUCACGGUUUCCCUGCUGGAGAUCGACGCGGUGGACGCGGGGCCCCUUGUCGGGCUGGCGCAGCUCGACCAUAUAGUCAGGUCGGAGGCGCUGCUCGGCGCCCUCAACUUUGACUACCUGUGCAACCAGAUCAGCCCCUUCUGGGACAGGACCAGCGUACUCUUCCUGCACCUCGACGGCAUGUCCUUCGAGAGCGGCUGCUGCGACUCCUGCUACACCAACGCAACGGCUAACGCGGCGAUCGAUAUGAUGAAUGAGAAGAUCAGGACCUCGCGUAUCCGGCCCACAGACAUGGAUUCCAUCUGCUUGGUCGGCGGCACGGCCGACCUCUGCUCGGCGACGGACCUUGGCAGGGUAAGGAGCCUUGCGCUGCUGGACAUGUCGAGCCGGGUGCACGAGGACGCCGUGUGGUCCAUCGUCACGACGAUAACCAUGCUCUUUUUGUUGUUGUGUUUCGUCUUCAUCCUGAAUCGGAAGAUCACGAGCUUCACCAGGACGAUCCUUCAGCCGCUGCGGUGGCUGGUGGACGACAUGCAGGCCCUGUCGUCCUUGGAGCUCCUGACAAUGGACAAGGACAUGCCUGGUGGGGUGGUCGUCAAGACGGUGGAGGAGCUCAGCCAUCUGCAGUCUGCCUUCCAGUCGAUGCAAGGCGCCAUUCGCGGCUGGUCCAUGUUCGUGCCCCCAAUGGUAGUGCAGCGGCUCUUCAGCUCGGGAAUCGAGGCGGGCAUCGGCGUCAACAAGUGUCACGUUACCAUUCUGUUUUGCGACGUCGUGAAGUUUGACGAGAUGUGCAUCGGCCUCGAGCCGAACGAGAUCAUCGAUCUGUUGUCGACGGUCGGGAACUUCAUCGCCGAGGCGAUCCAGCAGAAGGCCGGCACGCUGCUGGAGUUUAUCGGCGACGAGACUGUGUCGGUGUUCAACGUGCCCAACCACGUCAAACAUCACUACGUGGCGGGGCUGGAGGCCGCGAGGGAGAUCCACAGGGUGAUAGACAGCCAUAACCCGUUCAUCUCGCAUGAGGGAAAGGAACUGGAGAUCAAGUGCCGUUGCGGAGUUCACACGGCCCGCAUGUUGGCCGGCAACAUCGGCUCGCCGCAGCGUAUCAAGUACGGAUUGCUCGGGGAUGGCAUCAACCUUGCCGCCCGCCUCAAGGGCCUCAACUCGCGCUAUGGUACCAGGACGCUCGUCAGCGACAGCACACUGCAGGCGCUAAAGAUGGUGAGGCAUUCAAUGCACUACCGCCCGGUCGACGUUGUGGCCGUGAAAGGGAAGGUACAGGGCACGCCUGUCUACGAGGCCUUACCGCUUUAUGCAAACGAGGACAACAAGAAGUUGCUGGCAUGCGAGAAUCACCAGAAGGCUUUCGAGCUGUACCAGCAGCGGCAGUUCCACGACGCCGCAGAGCUUUUCCAGGAAGUCGAGAACACCUUCGUCGCAUCUGGCUGCACUAAGGACGUCGCCAGCCGCAUUCUCCGCAAGCGAUGCCUGGCGUACAUGAAAGACCCACCGCCAGAGGAUUGGGAUGGAGUGGAUCGGCUCAAGAUGAAGACGUUCGAUGUGGACGACGACGAUGACGAGGCGCCAGCGCCGCCGCAGGAGGGCGGCGGGGCGGAUGCGGCGGCCAACGCGAGCGGGAUCGUCGAGAUAGACUCGUCGCGGAGCGACGUGAUGCGGAGCAUGUGGUGCUGGGGCUACUAG
This is a messenger RNA of Prorocentrum cordatum, 3495 nucleotides long. NCBI's taxonomy places the organism in Eukaryota, Dinophyceae, Prorocentrales, Prorocentraceae. The record is from the annotation of a GenBank genome assembly.